AUGAAACUUAAAUUACUGGUCUCUCUAAUUGGAAUAUUAAAGAUAUCUUCAGCUAUAUUAUUAGACACAAAGCGAUACUCUUACGGAGAGGAUUUGUGUGGACUAGAAGUCAAGAGUGUACUGAAAUAUAUCCCAGAUAUUACUGACAUAUCUAGUGGAAGUAUUGUCAAUUGUAUUCUUGAUAAGGAAAAGUUCAUUAUAACUAAUAAGGGCAAAACUAUUCAAGCUCUAGACCUGGAUUCAAUUAAUACUCCACUCUUAGUAACUUCAAGAACUGACCAUUGCUUUAGUAUUGUGAAUAAUAUGGAUGAGAAGCCCUUGACACUAUGUGGAGAUACCGUUGGAGCUAGGAAUUAUAUAAUGAAGAAGAUAACACAGAAUAUUCUUUGUCGUCACCUUGGGGAGAUGAGAAGUGAAAUAUCUGGUAUAUCACCAUUAGAACAAGAAGCUCGCAUAGCCUUACAAGGAAAAAUGCCAGGUGAGGGUGGCAUUUCAAUUCAUUUAGAAGGAAUGAAGGAGGCCCCCCAUAUACAAGUAGUAUCAAAUUCAGUCCUAACUUGA
Cryptosporidium muris RN66 is the source of this 561-nucleotide messenger RNA. RefSeq lists its product as uncharacterized. The record is from RefSeq and is a predicted model, not a curated record. Lineage: Eukaryota; Apicomplexa; Conoidasida; Eucoccidiorida; Cryptosporidiidae. Bases 1 to 561 code for a protein of 186 amino acids. The transcript is spliced from 3 exons.